Messenger RNA from Tauraco erythrolophus (red-crested turaco), 602 nucleotides. Lineage: Eukaryota; Metazoa; Chordata; Aves; Musophagiformes; Musophagidae. The record is from RefSeq and is a predicted model, not a curated record.
AUGCCGCCCUUAAGCUCAGGGAAGCGGGUUCCCGUUCCCGAGCGAGGACGGGGCUGCUUGUGCGCCCUUUCCGUGUCUUGGCUUUUUAAUCCAACAAGAAGUGAAAUAACCAGUCUAGAUAGUGGAAAUAUAGAUGACAUUUUAAACAAUGCAGAUGUUGCUUUAGUUAAUUUUUAUGCUGAUUGGUGCCGCUUCAGCCAAAUGCUGCAUCCUAUUUUUGAGGAAGCUUCUAAUGUAAUUAAGGAAGAAUACCCAGAUAAGAAUCAAGUGGUGUUUGCUAGAGUAGACUGUGAUCAGCAUUCGGAUAUAGCUCAGAGAUACAGGAUAAGCAAAUAUCCAACCCUGAAACUCUUCCGGAAUGGAAUGAUGAUGAAGAGAGAAUACAGAGGCCAGAGAUCUGUGACAGCAAUAGCAGAUUAUAUCAGACAGCAGAAGAGUAACCCUAUACGGGAGGUCCAGGAUUUGGAAGAAAUUAGUUCUCUUGAUCGCAGCAGAAGAAGUAUUGUUGGAUACUUCGAGCAAAAGGACUCUGACAAUUACAGAACGUUUGAAAGAGUAGCAAAUAUUUUGCAUGAUGAUUGUGUGUUCCUGUCUGCCUUUGG